CUACAUUUCCCAGCCUGCCCCGGGGCGUUUCCGCCCUCUCCAGCCCAGGCUGCAGAAUGACGUCCACGUUUCGCUCUAGCUCAUCCCAUCCUCCCAUGGGACAUAGCAGAGAAAUGGCUGCAGUGGAGCCAGCUCAGAGGCCGGUGAUCUUCAAGACGGUGGCUGUGUAUUUCACCAGGGAAGAGGGGGCUCUGCUGGACCCCACUCAGAGAGCUCUGUACAGAGACAUCAUGCAGAACUGUGAGAAUGUGACCUCACAGGGGUUUCCAGUUUCUCAACCUGAUGUGAUCUCCCAGCUGGAACAAGGGGAAGAGUCAUGGGUCCCAGCUCUCCAAGGUUCAGAGGAAAGAGAGAUGCUGAGAGCUCCCUGCAUAGGUGAAGAAACAUUAAACCAACUCAGAAUCUCAGGUGACGCAAUGGUAUGUGAGAAAGAGGAGCAGAAUUCUCAGCAGGAAAAUAUUGAGCAAGUGGAUAAACACAGAGAAUUAUUGCAAAGAUCGAAAAGAAAUGUGUCAAAGAGUCAUGAGCAGGGAAAAUCAUGCAAGACUCAGCCCACACCAGAAAGAGAGCAGGGAAACCAGCCAGGAGAGAAAAUGGGUAAAUUUAUUUCCUGUCAGGGAACCACAACACAGCAGGAAAUCAUCAUAGGAAAGAGGGAAAGUACAUGCAGUGAGUGUUGGAAAACUUUCACUCGAAGAUCAACCCCGUUCUGUUCAUCAGAGAAUCCACACAGGGGAGCGGCCCUGUAAAUGCCAUGAAUGUGGAAAAUGCUUCACUAAGAGCUCAGCCCUUUCUGCACAUCAGAGAAUCCACAUAGGGAAGAUGCCCUUUGAAUGCCAUGAGUGUGGGAAAACCUUCAGUCGCAGCUCACAUCUUAUUCGGCAUCAGAGAUUCCACACAGGGGAGAGCCCCUUUGAAAGCAGUGAGUGUGGGAACACCUUAGGGCCCAAAGAAAUUUUGUCCAACUCCACUUCCUAGUUCAGUGUGUCUCAUUACCCUUUCAGAGGAUACCAGGGUUAGAUUGAGAACAAUCAUCCUUCACCGUUUGGAUCCAAAGAGAGAGUGCUUCAUAGGACAGUCCUUCCCCUUGGAUCCCAAACUGGCUGCCUGAGUGGAUAACAAGGACUUUCAGACUGUAGAAAUGAUGGUAACCAAGGAGACAACAAAUGUGUCAAGCUCCAAUUUCAGACUUCUGAAUACUCGCAUGUUGAGUCCUGAUUCUAAGGUUUUGUGUCUGACGCUCUAGCUACACAGUAAAGCUGAUGUUGGUGCAGCUAUAGCACUGCUAUUACAGAUGCUCUCCACCAAUGGGAGAAAUCUCUUCCCUAGGACUUUAUUAGUCCAGCCCCCACAAGCGGCGGUGGCUAUGUUGGCAGGCAAAACUCUCCUGCUGAUGUAGUGUUAUUUCACAGGGGAGGAGGGUUAUGUAACUACAUUUCUCACCAGUGUGUAUUUUUCACACCCCUGAGCAAUAUAGUCACACCAAUAAAUAUCUUUAGCAUAGACUAGACCUUAGUUUUCUCUUAUUUUAUGUAGUGUAAGGAGUUCUGGUAGAAAACCUCCCUCCAAAGGCUGGGUUGGGAGAAUGUGUGUGAGAAAGAUUGUUUAAGAGAAUAUUGGUCCAGUAUAGAUUUAAUUUUUUUGUAUUUCAGAUAGAACUUAUUUUGCUUAGCUUCAGAGUUAAUUUCUAUUAAAAGGAAAACUACUGGAGGAGACGAGUUGUAUAACUUUUUACCCACAUAGCCUGUAAGGGUCAUUGAGUUCCCCACUUCUCUAAUUUGCAAAGGAAAGGCAUGACAUCUGUCAAAGGAAAGCUGCAAUCGUCAACCAUCAAUAUCAAGGAAAAGGCUGGACUCCACUGCCUUUCAUAUCUAAAAGCCGGCUAGAGGCUGAUCUACAAUGAAAAGCUAUGUUGACAUAGCCACAUCUCUCAGGGGUGUGAAAAAUCUCCUCCACAGAGAAGUAGUUAAUGUGAGCCUCAGUGGAGACAGGCUUGGGUUGGGUUGUCAGAAGAAUACUUCCAGUGUUUGAAGUGUAGACAUAGCCUUAGGGCUGGUCUACAGUACGUGGUUAUUUUGGAAUUAGCCGAGUUAAUUCGAAAUAAAACUGAUUCCAUCCACAUGCCCAAAUCUUUUUUUUUUCAUUUGA
This is a messenger RNA of Gopherus flavomarginatus (Mexican gopher tortoise), 2148 nucleotides long. Its product is annotated as zinc finger protein 2-like. NCBI's taxonomy places the organism in Eukaryota, Metazoa, Chordata, Testudines, Testudinidae. The transcript is spliced from 5 exons. Gene Ontology annotation, biological process: regulation of DNA-templated transcription. Bases 57 to 749 code for a protein of 230 amino acids. The record is from RefSeq and is a predicted model, not a curated record.